CUGCGCACCAAGCAGAAGUAAACAAAGCAAAACAAGCUGAAAACGAACGCAAGGAGGCUGAAGAAUGGUCUAUAGGUGCAAAAGAUUCCGUUAAAAAAGAGUCACAAAAGCUUAAAAGGGAAGCACAAUUGGCCAAGAAAAACGAAGCCGCUCGAUUGCUGGAACAAGAAGAAACCGAACUUUCAAAAUACAAGCCAGUAUUGAAGUUGACAAAUAAGUCCGGCGAAGAGAAAAAAGCUAUAAAACGAACACAAGUUCAAGAGCGAGCAAGUGCUGAACGAAGAGUAAUACCAGAGUUUUCUGCUUCUAAUAUCGAUGAUGCUAUAGAUUUGAUGACUGUCGUCACAAGUUCAUCAACAGCUGUAGGAAGUGCUCCAGGACAGGCUGGCGGUAUUGACAGACAUCCUGAAAAACGGUUUAAGGCUGCUUUGGCCGCCUAUGAGGAACGUGAAAUGCCAAGGGUUAAAGAAGAACAUCCAGGUUUGCGUUAUACACAAUAUCGGGAAAUUAUCUACAAAAAUUUCCAGAAAUCACCAGAGAAUCCUUUCAAUCAGUUAAAUAUUAUACGAUACAAUUCUACUAAACAAGAGCAAGAAACCUUGAUAGAAUCAGCGAGAAAGGAUGUAGAAGAUCGACUAAGA
Racocetra persica is the source of this 641-nucleotide messenger RNA. Lineage: Eukaryota; Fungi; Glomeromycota; Glomeromycetes; Diversisporales; Gigasporaceae. The record is from the annotation of a GenBank genome assembly.